Aspergillus homomorphus CBS 101889 is the source of this 246-nucleotide messenger RNA. RefSeq lists its product as uncharacterized. NCBI's taxonomy places the organism in Eukaryota, Fungi, Ascomycota, Eurotiomycetes, Eurotiales, Aspergillaceae. The transcript has a single exon. The record is from RefSeq and is a predicted model, not a curated record. Bases 1 to 246 code for a protein of 81 amino acids.
AUGCGAAUAAGGGACCUGACGGGCACCAGACUGGUGACUCGUCUCUUCAAGAAACCAAUAAAUAAGCACUUGUACAUCCUAUGGUCGUCAGCUUACCCUUUAUAUGUGAAGAAGGCCUUUAUCAAGACUAAGCUCAUACAAUUUGUUAUAGUCAGUUCCAAAGUUAAGUAUUUUACAGAUACUCGCAGACAGUUCUAUAGUAAUCUUCACCAGAGAAGAUAUCCGGGUAAAGUACUGGAUAACUAG